Molecule: messenger RNA, 1163 nt
Organism: Brachypodium distachyon (stiff brome)
Lineage: Eukaryota; Viridiplantae; Streptophyta; Magnoliopsida; Poales; Poaceae
Product: BAG family molecular chaperone regulator 5, mitochondrial
Exons: 1
Coding region: 376-981 (201 amino acids)
Biological process (GO): protein folding
Cellular component (GO): plasmodesma
Molecular function (GO): protein-folding chaperone binding
Source: RefSeq, a predicted model, not a curated record
GGGUUCCUUUUUCUCUUGUGUUUUCCCCACCUUUCGGUGCAUCGGUCUGUUGGGUUGCGUCCGUCUGUCGGGGUCGCUCUUCGUGGCCGCAGUAGGUCAAAGAAAUCUCUCCAUUUCCAGUCGGACAGUAUCCACGGAGCAAAACUGCAAAAGCAUGUGCUGGAGCUAAAGCGGCGUACGUAAAGCGACGGGUUUGGAUAGCACUAUGUUGCCACCGAAAAAGAGAUGAGGAAAACACGUCCUGCCCCGCAAAGAAAACAUGCCGCGGCGUGGCUCCCGAGCAAAUAUUGGCGAACAGCGUACACUCCCGUUCAGUUCAAGGCCCCCUCGCUGUACUGAAAGUCUGAAGAAACUGAUCCCAAUCCCCGGGUCGCCAUGGGCUCCUACCACUACAGCUCUACCUCGCAAUUCUUCUACGCCGCCGCCGGCGAAUCCAACCCAAAUCCCAGCCCGACCGUCCACAAACCCGCCACAACCGUGCGGAUCCCCGUAACCUCCCCUCCGGCUCCGGGGAAAUCGCCGGCCGCGGCGGCGGCAAAGAUCCAGGCAGCCUUCCGGGCCCACCUCGUCCGGAGGCACGUGGCGGCCGUCCGCUCCGCCGACGCCGAGGCUUCGCGGCUCGAGCGGCUGCUCCGGCGGCAGGAGACCGUGGACGCCGUCCGCGGCGACGAGCGCGAGCGCGCGCGCUUCUCGGAGGCGCUCAUGGCCGUGCUGCUCCGCCUGGACGCCGUCCCGGGGUACUACCCGGCCGUGCGGGAGGCACGCCGCGCCGUGAGCCGCCGCGUUGUCGGCCUCCAGGAGGUGUUCGACUCCGUGCUCGCCGCCCCCGAGGCCGACACGUGCGGCGUCCCGGCGAGCCUGGAUCAGGUCCUUGAAGGGAUCUGGGGCCCUAGAGAGACGCCGGCGGCGGCGGCGGUGGUCGUGGAAGAGGAGGUGAGGAGGAGCGGCACGUGCUGGGGGAGGUUUUUCGGGGUGGUCUAGCGUGGUAUACCAAAUAAAAAUACGUGUAUUUCGUGUAUGCGUGACUGAGACUGUGAGAUGAUCGUAGUAUACCAAUUAUACCAAGUAUAUAUACGUGUAUUCCGUGGAUGUGUACCGUGGAAGUACAAUGAUACGAACACGAAGCGAAUACCUAUACUGAUACAAGUGCUCUGCUGCUUUAA